GCCGCCGGAGCCGCUGCCAGGGAGGCUCGGGCAGCUCCGCGGCCCCAGCUCGGUUUAGGAGCAGGUGCCUCGGUGGCGCAGCCUAAGCGGUGACAGGGCGCGCUCGCUGGAAAGCGGUUUUGCCCUUUUUCUUUCCCUGCCUUUGCCCUUUUUCUUUCCCCACCUUAACUCUGUGGAAAGUUGUUGUCCUAAUGGCACGCUUCAUACCGCUUCGCUCAGAAAAGAUCCGAAGCGCUGGCUUCAGCCUGGCGCAGAAGCCGUUCGGAGCCACCUUCGUCUGGAGCAGCAUCAUCAGCGCCCUCCAGACUCAAGUGGAAGUGAAGAAGCGCCGCCACAACCUCAAGAGUUACCACGACUGCUUCAUCGGCUCGGAUGCAGUGGAUGUUGUCUUUGCCCACCUCCUGCAGAACAAGUACUUUGGGGACGUGGAUAUCUCCCGGGCUAAGGUGGUGCGGGUGUGCCAGGCGCUGAUGGACUGCAAAGUGUUCGAGGCCGUCUCCACCAGGGUCUUUGGCAAAGACAAACGCUCCGUGUUUGAGGACAGCAGCUGCAGCCUCUACAGGUUCACAAACGCCCCCAGCCAGCCGGAGCUUGAGAAGGAUUACCAGCAGUGUACCCCGCAGAGAUACGGGAACAGCACGUUGCUCUACUCUACCCCAUUCAAAUCAGAAAGCUUGGAGGAUCUUUGGGAAAACCUGAGUCUAAAUCCUGCAAGCAGCCCUCAAGUAAACAUCUCCGACAGCUUGUCCCGUCGAGUUAUUAAUGAAGUGUGGCAAGAACAAACGAUUGCUCGCCUGCUGCAGCUGGUGGACCUCCCUCUGCUGGAGUCUCUGCUGGAGCACCAGGAGAUCCGAGCUCAGCUGCCAGAGCCCAGGAAGGCACCUGGCUGUGUCAUCUCCAGCAACUACCUGGACAGAGAGAUCCUCAAGGCUUUCAGUGACUCUCAGACAGACGAGUGGCUCUCUGCAGCAAUUGAUUGCUUGGAAUAUCUUCCUGAUCAUAUGGUGGUGGAUAUUAGCAGGAACCUGCCUGAUCAGCCAGACAAAGCCGAUUCCUGGAAGCUGCUGCUGUUUGAAAACAUUGGGAGAUACUACAGCCAAAAAAAGGAGCCACUCUUAAGCCAUGCAUCUGAAAUUCAUUUAGGAAUUGCAGAACUAUUAGUGAAUGGGAAGAUGGAGCAGUCUUUAGAAGCUGUUCAGCUCUAUUUGAAGCUCCUAGACAGCCAAGUGAGGGAGGAGUUCAGGAGACUGCUGUACUUCAUGGCUGUUGCAGCACAUAGUUCUGAGCUCAAGCUACAGAAGGAGAGUGACAACAGGAUGGUUGUGAAAAGGACAUUCUCUAAAGCUAUUAUCAACAAUAAAAACCUGUCCAGAGGGAAAACUGACCUCCUGAUCUUGUUCCUUGUGGACAACCAGAGAGAUGUGUUGAAGGUCCCAGGGGCACUGCACAAAAUGGUCAGCAAUAAACUGCUGGCCCUGCAGAAAGGCCAGGAUCCCAGCAAGAUACCAGGUUAUACCUUUUGCCAAAAGCUGGAUGAGAGAGAGUAUCGCUCCAACACGGAGAAGACCACAAAAGAUGAGCUGUUCUCUCUGUUGAAAGCUAUUGAUGAAGAUUCAAAGCUCUCUGACAAAGAGAGAAAGAGGCUGCUAGAUCAGUUUCAUAGUAGUAAUCCAAGCAUUUUUAUGCAGUAUUUUGGAGACAGAGUUACUAAUGUGUGUAAAUAUUGAUUACUUUGUAUACCCCAGCAGUGAAAACACUAAUAUAUUUGUAAAUCUUUUAUAUUCAUGUAUCUGCCUAAUAAAGUUAUUUUGUGGAAAUUG
Zonotrichia leucophrys gambelii is the source of this 1820-nucleotide messenger RNA. RefSeq names its product DEP domain containing 7 (gene DEPDC7). The coding region runs from base 192 to 1727 and encodes 511 amino acids. The record is from RefSeq and is a predicted model, not a curated record. NCBI's taxonomy places the organism in Eukaryota, Metazoa, Chordata, Aves, Passeriformes, Passerellidae. Gene Ontology annotation, biological process: intracellular signal transduction. The transcript has 9 exons.